Capsicum annuum is the source of this 2543-nucleotide messenger RNA. Its product is annotated as serine/threonine-protein kinase MHK. The transcript is spliced from 18 exons. The coding region runs from base 625 to 1941 and encodes 438 amino acids. Gene Ontology annotation, cellular component: cytoplasm; nucleus. Gene Ontology annotation, molecular function: ATP binding; protein serine/threonine kinase activity. The record is from RefSeq and is a predicted model, not a curated record. Gene Ontology annotation, biological process: protein phosphorylation; intracellular signal transduction. NCBI's taxonomy places the organism in Eukaryota, Viridiplantae, Streptophyta, Magnoliopsida, Solanales, Solanaceae.
UUUUGAUAUUUGUUUUUAAAUUUCUCUUGUUUAUCUAAAAAAAAUACUUUAAUAUAAAUGAAUAUAUUUUAAUUACUUUAUAUAUUUCCAAAAUAUAUUUUUGGUUUCUUCUACAACGCUUCUUCAUAUUGAUGAUUUUGCUGUUACAUUAUCGAUCGGUACAUUUUUCUUCUCUCUAGAAUUCUUCAUUUCUCUCGAUAGUUCUCUCUCUAGAUGUUUGUAGUUUCACUGUUUCUCCAGCAUUAAGCGAUAAAACAUAACUGAAGCUCAUGGAAGAGAGACAUGUUUAUGAUUUGGUAUUUUGCCGGCUUGUCUGACCUCUUACUUUAUCCAAGAUAUAGCAAGUAUUCGACAGAAAUCAGUGUCUGCCUUUUAGAUGAGAACUACUGAUUGCAGCUCGUGAAGGCUGCGUUUAAGCAUGUUGAUAGUCUGUCAGUUGAUUUUCAGUUUCUUUUGUAAUGAGAGGUGGAUUUUUUACCAUUUGCCGUAUCGUAUGUUGCAAAUAGAAAGUGAUAUAUGUCAACAACCACGUGAAGAUCACUGUUUUUACGGUGUAAAAACCUCUAUCAGGAGGUUAGAGGUCCAUUGAGAAAGUGUUGGUUCGACAGUCAUUGUAAUCUAAAAAUGGAAAGAUAUAGAAUAUUGAAGGAGCUUGGAGAUGGAACUUGUGGUAAUGUAUAUAAGGCCAUUAAUACAGAAACAUCUGAAAUUGUUGCAGUAAAGAAAAUGAAGAGGAAGUUCUAUUUUUGGGAAGAAUGCAUUAACCUACGUGAAAUAAAGUCCCUCCGUAAAUUGAAUCAUCCUAACAUCAUCAAACUAAAGGAAAUUGUCAGGGAGAACAAUGAGCUUUUCUUCAUACUCGAGUACAUGGAAUGUAACUUGUACCAACUUAUGAAAGAACGGCAAAGACCUUUCCUAGAGGAAGAGAUUCGAGGAUUGAUGUCUCAGGUGUUGCAAGGACUAGCCCAUAUGCAUAAAAAUGGUUACUUUCACCGGGAUUUGAAACCUGAGAAUUUACUGGUGACGAAUGACGUGAUUAAAAUUGCUGACUUUGGGUUGGCCAGAGAGGUGUCUUCAUUACCUCCUUUCACUGAUUAUGUUUCAACUCGUUGGUACCGAGCACCAGAAGUUUUGUUGCAAUCUUCAUCAUACACACCUGCUAUCGAUAUGUGGGCAGUUGGUGCGGUUCUUGCUGAACUUUUCACUCUUUGCCCAAUUUUCCCUGGUGAAAGUGAAAUUGAUCAGUUGUAUAAGAUAUGCUGUGUUCUUGGGCCGCCAGAUUGGACUAGCUUCACAGAACCGAGAAGUGCUUCUCGUUUAUUUGAUAUAAGUUGUUUUGAUAUUACACCAGCCAACCUGUCUGAUGUCAUUCCAAAUUCUAGCUUGGAAGCUAUUGAUUUGAUCAAGCAACUCUGCUCAUGGGACCCAUUGAGGAGACCAACUGCUGACCAAUGCUUACAGCACCCCUUUUUUCAUGUUGAUAUGUGGAUUCCUCGUCCUCUAGGGGAUCCACUGCAGAUGAAUUUAAGCAAUGUUGGAACUGAGCCUAAUCUUGAGUUGAACCUGUGGAAUUUCGGGACAGAAAAAGAUGACUGCUAUCUUGGUUUGACUUUGGCUGUGAACCCAAGUCCCUCUUGUCUGGAUUUAUUUCCUGCAAAGAUGGCAAGUAAGAGUCAAGGUACAGGAACGGAUAUGUUGUUCUGCCCUGGUUUUCAAGAUCACUCACAACAAUCAGUUUUCUGGUCAUUGUUUCCAACUGAUCACCAACAAAUUUCUGCUCCAGUGGACUCCACAUUGUCAUUAUCAUUCAGGAUUUCGAUCCUUAGGACCCAAUGGUUUACUAUGCUUCAGUCGUGCUUUGGACUCAUUGGUCACGACACUAGUAGAUGGUCUUACAUGGACCUUAAUUCGUAUUGGAACAUUCACUGCAGGAAUGUAUGAUUUUGUAAUUCUUUUUAAAUCUGUAAAUGCGUUCGGCAUUUGAUUUGCAAUUUUUUGUAAGUGAAUAAUCUUUUGUACUUUUUGCUAAAAAAUAGAAGCACGCGGAUCAAGAUGAGUUCUUCUCCUCCUAAUUUUGGAAAAACAGUCUCAUCAAACCGACAAUCUGCAAAUCGAGCAGUAAACAUAUCUUCAGUUAAUGGUUCUAGGUAGCGAAUAAUCGAAGGUGAUUCAAACCCAACAUAUAUUCCUAACCUUCUUUGGGGGCCAUCUUAGUGCGUUGUGGUGGUGCCAUAGGCGUACACAGCACAUUCAAAAUUUUCAAAUGAGACACAUUAGGCUCUUGACCCAAAACCAGUUGUAACAGAGAAAAUUUAUGAUAAUUUAUCGGUUUGAAACGAACAAGUGUCGCAACAUGCAAAAUAGCAUUUCCCAAAACAGAGGUGAGCAACUUAGUUUUCAUAAGCAAUGGUCUUGCUAUCAAUUGCAAACGUUUAAUUAAUGAUUCGGCAAGGCUAUUUUGAGUGUGAACAUGAGCUGCAGGAUGUUCAAUUUUUAUCCCAAUUGAUAAGCAAUAAUCAUUAAAUGCUUGGGAUGAAAAUUCC